CCGAGUUCGGUCCGCCGGCGUCCCACAAUCCUCUUCUCUCGGUUCCUCUUUCCUCGCUCAAGAUGGCGCUGCUCGCGAUACAUUCUUGGCGUUGGGCAGCCGCGGCGGCUGCUUUCGAAAAGCGCCGGCACUCCGCGAAUCUGGUCAGGCCUCUAGUUUCUGUUCGCCGCUCAGAUCCGCAAUGGAGGUUACAUCAGCUCGGCGCCUCGGGAACCGCUCGAAUCUACCAGCAGAUCCCAGAGUCAUUAAGAAAUAAUGCAUGGCAGAGAGUGAGAAAAUGCAAUUCAAGACAAUUAUUAGAUGCUACAAAGGCUCUCCAGGCAUGGCCACUGAUAGAAAAGAGGACAUGUUGGCAUGGUCACGCAGGAGGAGGGCUACACACAGACCCAAAAGAAGGGUUAAAAGAUGUUGAUACUCGGAAAAUCAUAAAAGCAAUGCUUUCUUAUGUGUGGCCCAAAGACAGGCCAGAUCUAAGAGCCAGAGUUGCCAUUUCCUUGGGAUUUUUGGGUGGUGCAAAGGCCAUGAAUAUUGUGGUCCCCUUCAUGUUUAAAUAUGCUGUAGAUAGCCUCAACCAGAUGUCGGGAAACAUGCUGAACCUGAGUGAUGCACCGAAUACAGUUGCAACCAUGGCAACAGCAGUUCUGAUUGGCUAUGGCGUAUCAAGAGCUGGAGCUGCCUUUUUUAACGAAGUUCGAAAUGCAGUAUUUGGCAAGGUAGCCCAAAAUUCAAUCCGAAGAAUAGCCAAAAAUGUCUUUCUCCAUCUUCACACCCUGGAUCUGGGUUUCCACCUGAGCAGACAGACAGGAGCUUUAUCUAAAGCUAUUGACAGAGGAACAAGGGGUAUCAGUUUUGUCCUGAGUGCUUUGGUAUUUAAUCUUCUUCCCAUCAUGUUUGAGGUGAUGCUUGUCAGCGGUGUUUUGUAUUACAAAUGUGGCGCCCAGUUUGCUUUGGUAACCCUCGGAACCCUCGGUGCAUACACAGCCUUUACAGUUGCAGUCACGCGGUGGAGAACUAGAUUUAGAAUAGAGAUGAACAAAGCAGAUAAUGAUGCAGGUAAUGCUGCUAUAGACUCACUGCUGAAUUAUGAAACUGUGAAGUAUUUUAAUAAUGAAAAAUAUGAAGCACAGAGAUAUGAUGGAUUUUUGAAGACAUAUGAGACUGCUUCAUUGAAAAGUACCUCUACUCUGGCUAUGCUGAACUUUGGUCAAAGUGCUAUUUUCAGUGUCGGUUUAACGGCUAUAAUGGUGCUCGCCAGUCAGGGAAUUGUGGCAGGUACCCUUACCGUUGGAGAUCUAGUAAUGGUGAAUGGACUGCUUUUUCAGCUUUCAUUACCCCUUAACUUUCUGGGAACUGUAUAUAGAGAGACUAGACAAGCACUCAUAGAUAUGAACACCUUAUUCACUCUACUCAAGGUAGACACCCGAAUUAAAGACAAAGUGAUGGCACCUCACCUUCAGAUCACACCACAGACAGCUACAGUGGCCUUUGAUAAUGUGCAUUUUGAGUACAUCGAGGGGCAGAAAGUCCUUAGUGGAAUGUCUUUUGAAGUCCCUGCAGGAAAGAAAGUGGCCAUUGUAGGAGGUAGUGGGUCAGGGAAAAGCACAAUAGUGAGGCUGUUGUUUCGCUUCUAUGAACCUCAAAAAGGUAGCAUUUACCUUGCUGGUCAAAAUAUACAAGAUGUGAGCCUGGAAAGCCUUCGGAGGGCUGUGGGAGUGGUACCUCAGUUACCAGGAGGAGAAAAACAAAGAGUAGCAAUUGCAAGAGCUAUUUUGAAGGACCCUCCAGUCAUACUCUACGAUGAAGCCACUUCAUCAUUAGAUUCAAUUACUGAAGAGGCUAUUCUUAGUGCCAUGAGGGAUGUGGUCAAACACAGAACUUCUAUUUUCAUUGCACACAGAUUGUCAACAGUGGUUGAUGCAGAUGAAAUCAUUGUCUUGAACCAGGGUAAGGUAGCCGAACGUGGUACCCACCAUGGCUUGCUUGCUAACCCUAGCAGUAUCUAUUCAGAAAUGUGGCAUACACAGAGUAGCCGUGUGCAGAACCAUGAUAACCCCAAAUGGGUUGCAAAGAAAGAAAAUGUGUCCAAAGAGGAGGAAAGGAAGAAACUACAAGAAGAAAUUAUCAACAGUGUGAAAGGCUGUGGAAACUGUUCCUGCUAAGUCACAUGAGACGUUUUUCUUUUCUUUUUUGUUUUGGACUAUACAUUUGCACUGAAGCAUAAUUGUUUAUUAAAAAAAAUCAUACAUUCCCA
Messenger RNA from Propithecus coquereli (Coquerel's sifaka), 2251 nucleotides. RefSeq names its product ATP-binding cassette, sub-family B (MDR/TAP), member 7 (gene ABCB7). Gene Ontology annotation, cellular component: mitochondrial inner membrane. Bases 63 to 2159 code for a protein of 698 amino acids. Gene Ontology annotation, biological process: intracellular iron ion homeostasis; transmembrane transport. The record is from RefSeq and is a predicted model, not a curated record. The transcript is spliced from 15 exons. NCBI's taxonomy places the organism in Eukaryota, Metazoa, Chordata, Mammalia, Primates, Indriidae. Gene Ontology annotation, molecular function: ATP hydrolysis activity; ABC-type transporter activity; ATP binding.